GGAAAAUUUCCUUUUUUUUGAAAAACAACCUUUGUUUUUCAAUCAUUAGCCAUUGAAUUCCGGCUUUAGCGCUUCUCAUCGAUGGAACCAAUGGAGAUCGUUACGGGUAACUGCAAUGGCGGAAACAGUUUCUGCACAGUUACUGCCGCUUCUGGUGAUCCGUUGAACUGGGCCGCGUCGGUUCAGUCGAUGAAAGGUAGCCAUCUCGACGAAGUGAAGCGAAUGGUGGAGGAGUACAAGAAUCCGGUGGUUCGUCUCGGUGGCGAGACGCUAACGAUAGCUCAAGUAACGGCCAUUGCCAACCGCGACGCCGCCGUCCAGGUGGAGCUCUCGGAGGCGGCUCGACCGGCGGUCAAAGCGAGCAGUGAUUGGGUGAUGGAAGGAAUGAAAAGAGGUACGGACAGUUACGGCGUCACCACUGGCUUUGGUGCAACCUCUCAUCGCAGAACCAAACAGGGCGCUGCUCUCCAAAAGGAGCUUAUAAGGUUCUUGAAUGCCGGAGUUUUCGGCCAAGGGACCGAGUCAUGCCACACUUUGCCCCACACAGCGACGAGGGCCGCCAUGCUUGUACGGAUCAACACGCUGUUGCAAGGCUAUUCCGGCAUCAGAUUCGAGAUCCUAGAAGCUGUCACUAAGCUCCUCAACGUCAACAUCACACCAUGUGUGCCACUGAGGGGCUCAAUCAGUGCAUCAGGUGACCUGGUUCCACUCUCCUACAUAGCUGGCCUUUUGACCGGCAGGCCAAACUCUAAAGCUUUGGGACCUAAUGGUGAGACCUUGAACCCCACUGAGGCCUUUGCCAAGGCUGGAAUCAAUAGUGGGUUCUUUGAGUUGCAGCCCAAAGAGGGUCUGGCUAUGGUUAACGGAACCGCGGUCGGGUCCGGGUUAGCUUCCUUGGUCCUCUAUGAGGCUAAUGUGUUAGCUGUUCUAUCUGAAGUUAUGUCAGCCGUUUUUGCUGAAGUUAUGCAAGGGAAACCUGAGUUUACAGACCAUUUGACACAUAAACUGAAGCACCAUCCGGGACAAAUUGAGGCUGCUGCCAUUAUGGAACACAUUUUGGAUGGCAGCUCUUACAUUAAAGCAGCUCAGAAGUUGCAUGAAAUGGAUCCUCUUCAGAAACCCAAACAAGACCGAUACGCUCUUCGAACGUCUCCUCAAUGGCUCGGUCCUCAGAUUGAAACGAUCAGGUUCGCUACCAAAAUGAUCGAACGGGAGAUCAACUCUGUGAACGACAAUCCCUUGAUCGAUGUCUCGAGAGAUAAGGCAUUACAUGGAGGGAACUUCCAGGGUACCCCAAUCGGUGUAUCAAUGGACAACACUCGUUUGGCCAUUGCCGCGAUAGGCAAGCUCAUGUUCGCUCAAUUCUCGGAGCUUGUUAACGAUUACUACAACAACGGGUUGCCUUCGAACUUGUCGGGAGGCCGGAACCCCAGCCUGGACUACGGUUUCAAGGGGGCCGAAAUCGCGAUGGCUUCAUACUGUUCCGAACUUCAAUUCCUCGGCAACCCUGUUACCAACCAUGUGCAAAGUGCCGAGCAACACAACCAAGAUGUGAACUCUUUAGGGUUAAUCUCAGCAAGAAAAACAGCCGAAGCUGUCGACAUAUUGAAGCUCAUGUCAUCAAGUUUCUUGGUAGCCCUCAGCCAAGCCAUUGACUUGAGGCACUUGGAAGAGAAUUUGAAGAACACUGUGAAGAACACAGUUAGCCAAGUGGCUAAACGAGUCCUAACAAUGGGAUCCAACGGCGAACUUCACCUGUCCAGAUUCUGCGAAAAGGACCUUCUACGAGUCGUCGAUCGCGAGCAUCUAUAUGCCUAUGUCGACGACCCCUGCAGUCCGAAUUACGCAUUAAUUCAAAAGCUGAGACAAGUACUAGUAGACCAUGCAUUGAUGAACGGCGAGAAAGAACUGGACUCCACCACUUCGAUCUUCCAAAAGAUCGGCGCAUUCGAAGAAGAGUUGAAAGCACAUCUGCCUAAAGAAGUCGAGAACGCUAGGACGGAAUUCGAGAACGGGAAUCACGCUAUCCCGAACAAGAUCAAAGAAUGCAGGUCGUACCCAUUGUACAAGUUCGUGAGGGAUGUCCUGGGGACUAGUUUGUUGACAGGCGAGAAGACGAUCUCACCGGGAGAAGAAUGUGACAAGGUUUUCACGGCGAUGUGUGAAGGGAAGUUGAUUGAUCCAUUGCUGGAUUGCUUGAAAGACUGGAACGGUGCACCUUUGCCUAUAUGCUAAACAAGGGAGUGUGUUUUUUUCUUCCAUUUUCUCAAGGUUUGAAAAACUGUGACAAACUUAACUGUUUUAUAAGUUAUUUAAUUUGUGCUCAUAGUUUGUUUUAUUUCCCUAUGGAAAGUUUGUGAAAAAACAAGAACCGAUUGAUGUUUUAA
Molecule: messenger RNA, 2387 nt
Organism: Hibiscus syriacus
Lineage: Eukaryota; Viridiplantae; Streptophyta; Magnoliopsida; Malvales; Malvaceae
Product: phenylalanine ammonia-lyase G4-like
Exons: 2
Coding region: 82-2235 (717 amino acids)
Biological process (GO): L-phenylalanine catabolic process
Cellular component (GO): cytoplasm
Molecular function (GO): phenylalanine ammonia-lyase activity
Source: RefSeq, a predicted model, not a curated record